Molecule: messenger RNA, 837 nt
Organism: Penicillium cosmopolitanum
Lineage: Eukaryota; Fungi; Ascomycota; Eurotiomycetes; Eurotiales; Aspergillaceae
Product: RTA1 domain-containing protein
Exons: 2
Coding region: 1-837 (278 amino acids)
Cellular component (GO): membrane
Source: RefSeq, a predicted model, not a curated record
AUGGCUAAACCGAUGCCGCUGGAUGGCGGCUCCUACUAUGUUUGGCAAUAUUUGCCAUCCAUGGCCGCCGCGAUCAUAUUUUUUAUUCUUUUCCUCGCGACCACCUCUUAUCAUUUCUGGAAGAUUUUCAAGACCAGAGUGAAGUUCACGCUCCCUUUCGCCAUCGGUGGCAUAUUCGAAAUCAUUGGGUUUGGCGCCCGAAUCGACUCCCACAAUCACACGGACAAGGUGAUUCCUUACUCUAUUCAGUCAACUUUCAUUCUUCUUGGUCCAGCCCUCUUCGCUGCAUCAGUCUACAUGGUACUCGCUCGCAUCAUCCAAAGCGUCCAUGGAGAAAAGGAUUCUAUUGUUCCUGUGAAAUGGCUCACUAAGAUAUUUGUCACUUGUGAUGUUGUCACAUUCUUGAUGCAGGCAUCUGCGGCAGGGAUGAUGGUCAGUAGCGGUAUGGCCAGCAUCGGAAAAGGGGUGGUGAUUACUGGUCUAGCCCUACAAGUGGUCAGUUUCGGCCUGUUCAUUGCUACUGCCUAUAUAUCCUUGGUUAGGAUGCGCGCCCGCCCGACUAUCGAAGUACUCGAGGGUUGCGUACCCUGGAAGCAGCAUCUGAAAAGCCUCUUCGCCAUCAGCACGCUCAUUCUCAUACGGUCCAUUUUUCGAGUAAUUGAAUACGCCAUGGGAGAUGAUGGUUACCCAUUGAAGCAUGAAUGGACAUUGUAUAUCUUUGAUUCUGUUCCCAUGUUCUUUUCCAUGGUCAUCUUCGGUAUUUGGUAUCCUAGCGCGCUGAAAGCUUUUCUUGAGCGGCAAGUCUCUUCGAACGGUGUCACCAUACAGAUGAAAUGA